AUGUCUCUAUCCGAUCUUCCUCGUGCUCCACGCAAAACCAACGAUCCCAAGCAGCUGGGCUAUUGGAAACUUGGGAGGAUUCUUGGUCAAGGAGCCUCAGGUCGUGUCAGAAUUGCAAGACACGCUAAAACGGGACAAAUGGCCGCCAUCAAGAUCAUUCCCAAGAAUCUAUUAGCCUCUCAACGACAAGAACAGUCUCUUCGGCGAGAAGUUGUCCUAAUGAAACUCAUCGAGCAUCCGAAUAUCAUGAAACUUUACGAUGUCUGGGAUUUGCCUGAUGAACUCUUUCUAGUCCUUGAAUACGUCCAAGGUGGAGAACUCCUCGAGUACUUAUCCAAAGCAAUAGAAUCUGGUCAAAAGUCCAUUCCUUUAUCUCAAGCACUAUCAUACUUCCAGCAGAUCAUCCUCGCUGUUAGCUAUUGUCAUCGUUUCAACGUAUCGCACCGAGACCUCAAACUCGAGAAUAUCCUCGUAGAUUCGGAUAACAAUAUCAAAAUCGCUGAUUUUGGGCUCGCGAGCUUCCAACCAGACUCCAUUGUCCGCACUGCAUGCGGGAGUCUUCACUACUGUGCUCCUGAGGUUGUGACAGGCUAUGGAAACUACAAUGGACCAAUGGCCGACGUCUGGUCUUGCGGCAUCAUUCUCUUUGCUCUCUUGACGUGCAGCCUUCCAUUUAACCCCGAGAAUGACGAUGAUCUGAAGGAUGAAAUCAUACAUGCGGAAGUGCCUUUUCCCACUGGCCUCGACUCCGAUGCUCAAGACUUGAUCUCAAGGAUGCUAACCAAGAAUGUUCAAGAGAGAAUCACGAUGUCCAAAAUUCAACGACACCCCUUCUUCUUGUCCGAGAAGCCCAAGAUCACCUACGGCGGUAUUCCUAGCCUCGAGACAAUCUCUGUGCCUUUGAAGUCGAUUGACGACAUUGACCUCGAACUCCUGCGAAGCCUUCGUACACUGUGGCGCGAGGCUCCGGACGAGGAAUUGAAGAAUAGUCUUGUCAAUCCAGAUCGAAACUGGCAGAAAGGCGCAUACUAUCUGCUA
Lentinula edodes (shiitake mushroom) is the source of this 1038-nucleotide messenger RNA. Its product is annotated as kinase-like domain-containing protein. The annotation marks the transcript as partial. Gene Ontology annotation, cellular component: cytoplasm. The record is from RefSeq and is a predicted model, not a curated record. The transcript has 3 exons. Lineage: Eukaryota; Fungi; Basidiomycota; Agaricomycetes; Agaricales; Omphalotaceae. Gene Ontology annotation, molecular function: ATP binding; protein serine/threonine kinase activity. Gene Ontology annotation, biological process: intracellular signal transduction; protein phosphorylation.